Molecule: messenger RNA, 859 nt
Organism: Solanum pennellii
Lineage: Eukaryota; Viridiplantae; Streptophyta; Magnoliopsida; Solanales; Solanaceae
Exons: 4
Coding region: 112-666 (184 amino acids)
Source: RefSeq, a predicted model, not a curated record
UGGAUUCUUUGCUUGCACCCAUCACCUAUACAGACAAACAAGUCAUUCCCGCCCUCUUCUUUCGUCUUUCUUUAUAUACUAGAUUGAAUUUGUUUGCUCAUAUUGACAAAGAUGGGUCUGGUCACGAGCUUAGCGGCAAAAGGAUUAUCAACAACACAGGUUAUUAAUAAAGCGACAGGAAAAUUCAACGAGUUGUUCCUGGGUGAAAAUAAGAGAAAUCUUGAUAAUUUAGACGACUUCCAUCUUGCAAUUCUUGACAUGUUUGUCACUGUGAAUGGUGCAUUGCCUGGCAAGCACUGGGUUGUGCCUCCGUUUGAAAAAAUUAAGGAAUGUUUUGAGGAAAGAGAAAAGGCAGUAGAUGAAGAAAGAAAGAAGACGGUUGUGGUAGAGUUCCUGAAGAAGUAUAUACAACCAAACAAGGCAGAUAAUACAUUGCUCUUCAUUGGGCUGGCAACACCCCCUGCAGCAAUGGCAGUCAAGAAAACCGGUGAAUCUGUGCCUCAGCUCAAAUUAUUAAAACGCAUUCCAGACGUUGUGUUUGUUCCUGCUGCUACAUUGCUGACUCUUGUUUCAGUUAAGAUUACCAGAAGUUUAUUGCUCCAACGUGCAGCAUCUGAAGAUCAUCUAGUUGCAAAAAAAAAUAUAGGAACAUCGGAUUCAGGAUGAAAAUUUACAGUUUGUGCACAAGAUUGUAUGUAUUCACAUUCCAUGUAUACUAACUAACUUGCAACAAGGAACUAAAGCAUUCAGAUGCUGAAACUUUAGCCAAUUUUAAUACGUGUUUCAGUUCUUUAUGAUUGAGUGUAUGUAUGAAAAAAUUGAAAGAUUGUUAAAUGAGUUUGUUAGUUUUGCUGUGAAA